AUGAGUGAGGGAGCAUCACCAUCAGAACAAAUACUCGAAGCAGCACGUAGAAAUAACACCGACCUUUUAGAGGAGGUACUUUCUAAAUUUGCCGAGACACCACAGAAGGCAAUUGAUUUGAUCAACAAUGCCAAAGACUCAUCAGGUAAUGGAGCGUUGCAUUUGGCUGCUAAAUUAGGACAUUACGAGGUGAUGGACCAGCUGCUGGAUAUUGAUGGAGUUGAUGUCAAUAUACAAGCACAGUCCAAUGGAAAUACACCUCUUCAUUACGCUGCGUCAUUUUCAUUCAACGACCCUCAAUACGGCCUUUUCAUUAUUAACGAGUUGAUCAAUUGCGGCGCCGAUCCAUCUAUCCGCAACAAGGAGAACUUGAAACCAAUAGAUAUCAUUGGCAGUUCCAACGAAGAGAUCAAGGAGGCGUUAGAAUCGGCAGAAUAUGCAACGGGAAUUGAUUUGAACGUGGAAGAUAUACCUGAAGAAGAAGAAGAAGAAGAAGAAGAAGAAGAAGAAGAAGACGACGAGGACGAGCAGGAGGAAGGAGGAGAAGGAAAAUGA
This is a messenger RNA of Pichia kudriavzevii, 555 nucleotides long. RefSeq lists its product as uncharacterized. The transcript has a single exon. Gene Ontology annotation, biological process: regulation of gene expression. Bases 1 to 555 code for a protein of 184 amino acids. Gene Ontology annotation, cellular component: nucleus. NCBI's taxonomy places the organism in Eukaryota, Fungi, Ascomycota, Pichiomycetes, Pichiales, Pichiaceae. The record is from RefSeq and is a predicted model, not a curated record. Gene Ontology annotation, molecular function: protein binding.